Messenger RNA from Hypanus sabinus (Atlantic stingray), 7889 nucleotides. It is a transcript of the gene myo15aa, whose product is annotated as myosin XVAa. Gene Ontology annotation, cellular component: myosin complex; cytoskeleton. Lineage: Eukaryota; Metazoa; Chordata; Chondrichthyes; Myliobatiformes; Dasyatidae. Gene Ontology annotation, molecular function: cytoskeletal motor activity; ATP binding; protein binding. The transcript is spliced from 66 exons. The record is from RefSeq and is a predicted model, not a curated record. Bases 107 to 7285 code for a protein of 2392 amino acids.
CACGGAGAUCGUACACUCUCCAGCAAGGGUUCGAUAUUUUAUCAGCCUCAUUCCACACAAUAAGCUAUCUAGAGCUUCUUUCAAGAUAAUAUUCUUGGUCCAGUCAAUGCAACACAGCGGUAAGAUGCAAAAGCAGGAAAUAGAUGUGGGAGCGUCAGUCUGGUUUGAUGUUGGAAGGGGAUACCUACUUCCAGGUGUUGUCAAAGAGAAGAAAAAAACUACAGGAAAGAAAGGAACAACAUCUCUGACAGUAAAAAGCCUACUGAAUGCAGAGAUGUACUCCCUUGGUGCUCAGCCCCUGGUGCAGUUUCGAAAGCAUCUGGAAGAAGAUGGAGUGGAAGACAUGACUCAGCUGGAAGACCUGCAUGAUGGUGCAGUGUUGUACAAUUUAAAGAAGAGGUUUGAAAAGAAAAUGAUAUACACAUACAUUGGCAGCAUCCUUUUAUCUGUGAAUCCAUAUAGAAUGUACAACAUUUAUGGGACUGACUCCGUGCUGAAAUAUAAAGGGAAGUCAUUUAUGGACAACCCACCCCACCUCUUUGCCAUUGCUAAUGCAGCCUUCUCCAAAAUGGUUGAUGCCAAACACAAUCAAUGUAUUAUUAUCAGUGGUGAAAGCGGUUCAGGCAAGACUGAAGCCACCAAACUGGUCCUCCGCUAUCUUGCUGCUGUGCACCACAGUCACAAAGAUAGUGUGACCCAUCAGAUUCUUGAAGCCACGCCUCUUCUGGAGUCAUUUGGGAAUGCCAAAACUGUACGAAAUGAUAAUUCCAGUAGGUUUGGGAAAUACAUUGAAAUUUUUUUGCAGGACGGGGUGAUAUGUGGUGCCAUAACCUCACAGUAUCUUCUUGAAAAGUCAAGGAUUGUGUUUCAGGCCAAAAAUGAAAGAAAUUACCAUAUUUUCUAUGAGAUGCUGGCAGGACUCUCGAGUCAGCAGAAGCAAAAGUUCUACCUGCAGGAGGCUGAGACAUAUUACUACCUGAAUCAGGGUGGAAACUGUGAAAUUUGGGGGAAGGAUGACAGGGAGGACUUCCUUCGGCUGCUCAGCUCAAUGGAAGUGCUUGGCUUUAGUCCAGAUGAACAGAACAGCAUCUUCCGCAUUCUCUCUUCUGUUCUGCACCUGGGGAACGUCUACUUUGAGAAAUAUGAGACUGAUUCACAAGAAGUGGCAUCAGUAGUCAGUGCUCAUGAGAUCCGAGUUGUGGCAGAGUUAUUACAAGUGUCUCCCGAAGGUCUGCAAAGAUCCAUCACAUAUAAAGUGACGGAAACCAUGAGAGAGAAGAUUUUCACCCCGCUAACAGUGGAAAGUGCAGUUGAUGCCAGAGAUGCUGUUGCCAAGAUCCUUUACUCACUGAUCUUCAAUUGGCUCACUGAUAGAAUAAACACAUUGGUUUCUCCAAAGACAGAAUCCAUGUCCAUAGCCAUCUUAGAUAUUUAUGGAUUUGAGGAUUUGACUGUAAACAGUUUUGAACAGUUGUGCAUUAAUUAUGCUAAUGAAUACCUACAAUACUUUUUCAAUAAGAUCAUCUUCAAAUUGGAGCAGGAGGAAUAUAUCAAAGAACAUAUUGACUGGAAACAUAUUACCUUCAGUGACAACCAACCCUGCCUUGAUCUUAUUUCUCAGAAGCCUCAUGGAAUCCUUAGGAUAUUGGAUGAUCAAAGCUCUUUCCCACAGGCAACUGACCACACCUUCCUACAAAAAUGUCACUAUCACCAUGACAACAAUCCUCUGUACUCAAAGCCAAAGAUGCCUCUGCCUGAAUUCACCAUUAAGCACUACGCUGGGAAAGUGACAUACCAGGUCCAGAAGUUUGUGGAGAAAAAUCAUGAUCAGGUUCGACAGGAUGUCAUAGAAUUGUUUGUGAACAGCAAAAUAAAAAUUCUGACCAGCCUUUUCAUGGGACAAGCCAUGAAGAUGACAUCACCUAAGAACAGUACCAUCAGCCGAAGGUAUGCUCCCACCGUGGCAGCCAAAUUCCAGCAGUCUCUGAUGGAACUUGUGGAGAAGAUGGAAAGUUGCAAUCCUUUGUUUGUACGUUGCAUCAAGCCAAAUAACAAAAAGGAGCCUGAACUCUUUGAGGUUGAUGUUGUAAGCACACAGUUGCGAUAUUCUGGGAUUCUGGAGACGAUCCGGAUCCGUAAGGAGGGCUAUCCUGUGAGGAUUACUUUUGAUAAUUUCAUCAAGAGGUACAAAAUCUUAUUGGGACUAACAAAUCAAAUAAAGGCAGAUGGUGAAAACUGUGUUGCCAUUUUGAAACAAAUUGUUCCAGUCAGCAGGGGAAUGUACAGCAUCGGACUUAGCAAGAUAUUUAUCAAGGAGAACUUGUACCACACUCUAGACAGUAAACGGGACGGCCUCAUGCUUAUUGCCUCUCUAACUCUGCAACGCUAUGCCCGUGGUUUCUUUGCCAGGAAACGUUAUACAGAACUCCGGAGAACAAUCAUACUGCUGCAGGCUUCAGCCAGAGGCUACAUUACCAGGAAAAAAUUCCAAAAGUUAAAGGAGAACUUCAUCAGAGUCCGAUCCAUUGUUUUCAUGUUUACAAAUCGCAGGAGAUACCUCAGGGUCCGAGAACAAAAACGGGAGAGGAUUGAGAUGGAACAAACAAUGAGAGAAGUGGUGAACGUUGCUCAUCUGGACAUUCCUGCCGAAUUGGCGACCUUACUCCAAGCUGCAACAGUAAAUAAAGAAAUCCACUCAGAUUGUAUUCUACAGACUGAAACUCCCAAGGUGCAUUUGGGGCUUCAGCUAAAAAUGCCUCUUGAUAUCAACAAUUAUCCUUUCUCCAGAUUUGUACGGACCCACUUCAGGAGCCAGCUAUUUGGAAUGUUGACUACUCCACUGGAAGAAGCACUGACCCAAACCAAAGAGGACUUAAGGCAAGAAGCUGUCACAGUCUUCAAGCUGAUACUACGAUUCAUGGGGGAUCCCCAUCUGAACGGAGCUCAAGAAACUCUCUUCGGUAAUUACAUAACCCAAAUAGGUUUGGCCAACUCCAGUCUCCGCAAUGAAAUCUUCUCUCAAAUAGCCAAUCAAGUGUGGAGAAACAUCAAUGAUAAGAACGCAGAGAGAGGCUGGCUCCUAAUGGCUACUUGUCUCAGUAGCUUUGCACCCUCUCCUAUGAUGGACAAAUACCUUCUGAAAUUUGUGUCGGAUUAUGGUUACAAUGGAUAUAAGUCAGUAUGUCAGCAUAAAUUACUACAGGCAAUGCAUAAGAACAAGUAUGGCCCUGAGGGAGCCAGGGGCUAUCCACCAUGCCUGCUGGAGUGGAUAGGCAACAAGAGGAAGGCUAACAUUGCAAUUGAGGUAUCCUGCUUUGAUGGCAAGAAUUUUCUGUGUCCAGUGAAUUCCUGGACUACAGGAGAAGAACUGGGACAAGAUCUCCUGCGGCACAGAGAUGUUACAGAAGGCUGGCGAGGGUGGACUGUGACUAGAAAGGAUAAAGGUGCAUGGACUGAGCUUGGAGGCCACGACUAUGUAAUGGACUUGGUGUCUGACCUAGAACUCCCGACAGAGUUUCCAAGGCAAAAAUCCUUCUUUAUGAUUUCUUCUGAGGGAAAGACUAGAAGCCGGAAGAGUCGAAACGUUGUUUUUGGCCAUGGUUUUGACUCGGAUGAAGAUAUUCCUUCGCCCCCUGUCACCCAGGCACCCAUCUUUCUGCCGGACUCAGAUAGAUAUAUCUCAGGAUCCAUUAGACAAGAGUCUGGUGCCUUCAAUGAACGUCGAUCUCAGAAAGGACUUGACCGCUAUCUUGAUAGCUUGUUUGAUCCUGUUUUAUCUUAUGAAAAUGGGGUAAGGAAACGAACCUCCUUAGUAUCAGACAGAAUGAAGGGAGGCGGAAAGGUAGGACCUAGCAAUGGAGACAGAUCGCAGCCGAGUGAUCAGGGACUUGCUGAGAGGCCUGGAGCCCAGCCGGUCUAUGAUCCUUCUCAAAUAAGUGCCCAGCAGCAAGAUUUCAUAAACCAGCAAGCUUAUCUUCUGGCCCAGCAAAUGACCAUGCAGGCCAUGGCUCUCCAACAGCAAAUGACAAGUGUCGGCCCUCCGGACGCCAUGCUGAGCCAUAAUCGAAGCCUGAACCAUAACCCCAGCACUGCCAUGAAAGCCACUGACAGCAACCAAAGUGCACCAAACCAAAAAGUGGGUCUCCCUCUUCAGACAAAUGCUGCCAACAAAGAUUUCGUCCAGCCAGUGAUCUCCCAACAUGCUGCCAAAGGAAAGCCAGCUGUCAACACGCCCGGAGCUUCCCAAAUACCAAAACUCAACAUUGCAAUGCAGGACCCUGUUCGUCACACGACACUGAACUCCGAGCACUUUCCAGAGCCAACACACAACAUUAAGGACAUCAUAAAGCAAUAUGAGCUUCCAGCAACUCACAAGCAAUCUGGGCUAAUCAGAAAGGAACGUGGUAUGAUAUUCACCAGGAAAACAGACCCACAUGAAGAGGCCAUGUCGAUCCUGAAAAGACAGAAAACUCUAUAUACAUCUCCGAAACCACAACCGGCUCGAUUAAACGAAAGGAGUUCCAGUGAAGCUGUUGCCAUGGUGAGGCCAGUUAGUUCAGCAAUGAAAGCCAGUGCCCGCCCUAUGCCAGUUGUCUCUGCCAGACAUCCUAUGUUCUCCGGAGCCUCAAUUUCCAGAGAACUGACUGGAAAUGAUGAGAGAAUCCAGACCCAACUACAUGGGCAGCCUUGUGAAGCCUGCUACACCUACAGCAAUGUUCCCUGGAAUAUCUAUGCUCGUAAAGAGGUGUUUUAUCCAAAUGACAAUUUCCACAGUCCUGUAGUACUGGAUCUAAUUUUCCGACAGAUUGUGUACGAUACAUUCUCUGAAACCUGUGUGCGGCUGGACAAAGAGCAGCAAAUGAAGAUGAGAUCGUUACUCGCUGAAAACAACAUUCAGGUUUCAGCCUUGGUGAAAGAUGAAGCUGUUAAGAGGAAGAUUGUGAUGGCAGCCAAAGAGUCUUGGGACGUGUACUUCUGCCGUUUGUUUCCUGCGUCUGGCAGUGUUGGCACUGGAGUGCAGGUCCUGGGAGUGUCCCACAAAGGAAUUAGUCUGCUGAAACUAGUGAGAGGCCGUAGCACACCAGCAGAAAACCUGAGGGUACUGAGAAGUUACAGCUACACGGACAUCAUGUUUGUCACCAUCCCUUCUGAAAACAUGUUGGAUUUCAACCUCACCAAUGAGAAACUGAUUUUGUUUUCCUCCAAGGCUCCACAAAUAAAGAGUGUGAUUGAUUACUUCAUCACUGAGCUGAAGAAGGAUUCUAAUUAUGUUGUAGCAGUGAAGAGUCACAUCACAAACAACAGCUCCUUCCUACGAUUUCACAAAGGGGACAUCAUUUGCCUGCAAUCCUCGGAUGGUGUGGAAGAUGACCGAUGCUAUGGAUGUGUAGUCAGAAAGAAGGUGAUAUACGUGGAGGAAUUAAGAAAACACAUUCCUGAUUUUGGAUGGAAGUUUGGAGCUUUCCAUGGCCGGUCCGGGCUGGUUCCUCUGGAUUACGUGCAGCCUGUAGCCGCCCCAGAUUUUAUUCACCUGAGUACGGACAAGAAAGAAGAACCGAGGGACAAGAAGGGUAAAGUGGCAGCUUCGUCCUCAGGCACGGUGGCAGCUGCUGUGGGAUCGACGGCAGCAGCUGAGCAGCUUGACAGGAAAGCCGAGGCCUCCCCUCCAGUCAGUGCAUUUAUGGACAGUAUCCCUGACUAUGGUCUUCAGGAUAACCAGUACACCAUGACAGAAUUUGCAAAGAAAUACUUCCGCCAGUCACAGAAUCCUAGGAGUGAAUCUAAUAAAGAGAAAUCUAAAAAAUCCAAAGAUCACAAGGAACUGUCUGAACUGGUAAAGUACUCAAAGACUCCAAUCCAAGAAUCCCUGAUUGAAUUCUCCGAUGAAAUUAUGAAUAAAGUAGCAGCUGAGAUUUUUGUUGCUGUCAUGAAAUUCAUGGGGGACCAACCUCUCAAAGGCCAGACAGAACAAGAAGUGAUCUAUACCAUCCUUAAGCUAUGUGCAGAGCAUGAGGUGAUGAAAGAUGAAACCUAUUGCCAGAUUAUCAAACAGAUCACCGACAACACCAGCACCAAAAUUGAUAGUAUCCAGCGUGGCUGGAGGCUGCUCUAUAUUCUCACUGCCUAUUACAAGUGUUCAGAAGUACUUAAACCAUACCUUUUUAAAUUGCUGGAGACUGUCUGCAGGAUGCCUGGUGCCAGCUUUCAAGGAAUCGCAAAAGCUUGUCACCAAAACCUGAAGAAAACUUUCCAGUUUGGUGGUAGAACCCAGUUCCCAGAUGGCAUGGAGCUCAAAGCUAUAAUGGCCGGCAGGAGCUCAAAACGCCAAAUCUUUUUGUUACCUGGCAAUGUGGAGCGACAUCUGAAGAUAAAAACCUGCUCGGUUGUAGUUGACGUGAUUGAAGAUGUGUGUACUGAAAUGGGACUGCAGAACCCAGAGGCCACAGAGGAAUAUUCUAUUUUUGUCAUCACCAAUAGAGGGAAAAAUGUGCAACCACUCAGCAAAAAGGAUUAUAUCCUCGAUGUGGCUGCAGCAGCAGAACAAGACGAUCCAAACUUUACCUUCUGUUUCCGACGAGUCCUCUGGAUUCAGCCUCUGAAAUAUGAAGAUGAGUUAUGUGUAACUGUGCAUUAUAACCAGAUUGUUGCAGAUUACGUGAAGGGACUCUUUCAUGUUCUGAGUCAGGAGAUGAUCAGUGACAGUAAGCUCCAGCAAGCGUCGAAACUGGCAGCUCUGCAACAUCGGGCAAAGGACAGUCUCUAUCUUCCCACCAUUCGUGAAGUGCAGGAUUAUAUCCCUACCCAAAUUUACCAACAUCAGCGUCCGCAAUCCUGGCUGAGUAUGGUAACUCAGAAUGCCCAACAGGUUCAAGCCCUCAGCCCACACCAGGCCAGAGCACAGUUCCUGGGACUUGUGAGUGCACUUCCUAUGUUUGGCUCCUCGUUCUUCUACAUUCAGAGCAGCAGCAACCGAGCAAUAGUUGCUCCCUGUAUUCUAGCUGUCAAUCAAAAUGGACUCAACUUCCUGGACAAGGAGACUCAUGAGCUGAAGGUCAAUUUCUCAUUGAAGGAGGUACAGUCCUCACUAACUGAACGAUUGGGUCCCAGUAACAGCUAUCCGUACGUUGAGAUUAAACUGGGGGACCUGAUGUCUCAAGAAAUAAUGCAACUUCAGCUUGACCAGGGUCUGGAAAUGUGCCGAGUUACAGCCAUGCACAUGGAGGCGAUGCUAUUGGCCCGAGAGAAGAGGCUAACCCUCCCACCCAGUGAGAUUACCUUGCUCUGAAAUGGCCCUCGUUUAGCCAGCUGAUCCGAAAAUAGGAACUGCACCCUCAUCAUUUCAACAGGCCGUAAAAUGAGCAUGUGAACACUCCAAAAAUAAACAUGUCAUCUGUUACAUUAUAGAAGAUAAGAUAUUAAGUAUCAAAGAAAUGUAAAAGCAAGACUGUCAACCUCAAUAAAAAUAAUUGAAAACAAUUAUUUUUAAAAUUUUUAGCUGUCAAAUAUUGGUACAGUGAGAAAGUGCAAUAGUACAACAUCAUUUAUUGAAGGUAUAUUUUGAAUAUGUCCAUUGAAAUAGGAAUAUAAUUUUGAAUCUUUACAACAGCUUCUAUCUAUUAUGAGUUCUAUAUUUACACCCAAUCUCUAUAUUUUUAAAUAGAAUUGAAAAUCUUGGUGCAUGCAUUGUUUCAGAAAAUGUGGUAUAUUUUUAUAAAGCUAGAGUUGAAUCAUCUAUUGAAUAUUUGUAUUAGUUUCAACAGGAUCCAAAAAAAUUACUUUUGUUUUGUACAAUUUAUUGCAUAAAUGUAUUUAAUCACUUGUUUUUUGAGAACACAGAGAAGAACUGCUUCCAAUUGCUUUGACUUUUAUUUCCCAGAAAACACAUAUUA